AGGGGUGGGUCGACAAGGCAUUUGGCAAGAGCGUCCUUUCCUUCAGUUGAGGUGGAGUCAACCAAUGGCCUCAGAGCCUGGAAAAUUUUGCAGGACAGUUUCCCCUGACAGCUUUGCAAGGAUUGUACCAUUUCAAUUGAAGCAUAAAUCCACACGCUCAGCUCUUGGCUUCUGUCUGCCCUCCCGGAACUGAGAGAUCUCAGUUUCAGCCUUCACUUCUCUGUCUUGUCACUACAGGGUCAAGCUUCUCCAGAUUUUCCUAGUCAGAACUCUUAAGUGACCAUGGCAGACACCACCCUCCAUAUCGUCGAGCAGCCAACUGCAUCUGAGGCUUCGGAUGAGCCAGCUGCUGAAGAACCCAUUAAAUCUGACCAGAUCAAUGGUGUUAUGGUGCUUACCCUUUUGGACAAGAUUAUUGGGGCUGUGGAUCAGAUUCAGCUGACCCAGACUCAAUUGGAAGAGAGACAGCAAGAAAUGGAUGGUGUAGUGGCCAGCAUCCAGGGGGAACUGGUUAAGCUCACCAAAGCCCACUCCACCACCAGCAAUACAGUCAACAAGAUGUUAGAGAAAGUCCGUAAGGUCAGUGUUAAUGUGAAAACUGUCCGACAAAAUCUGGAGAAACAAGCUGGACAAAUCAAGAAGUUAGAAUCCAAUGAGACGGAAUUGCUGAAGCGUAGGAACUUUAAAGUCAUGAUCUACCAGGAUGAGGUGAAACUGCCAACCAAGCUGAGCAUAAGUAAAUCUGUGAAAGAAGGGGAAGAAGGGGAAGAGAUCCCAGCUGGUGAGGAGCACCCUGGAGAGGAUCAUAUUGAGCUCUCCUCAGAUGAAGAGGUUGAAGUUGAAGAGAUUAUUGAGGAAUCACGAGCAGAACGCAUUAAGAGAAGCAGCAUGAGGAAAGUUGAUGACUUCAAGAAGGCAUUCUCUAAGGAGAAAAUGGAGAAGACCAAGUUGAAAACUAGAGAGAACCUAGAGAAGACCAAGCUGAAGACCAAAGAGAACCUGGAGAAAACCAAGCAAAAUCUGGAGAAGACCCGACAUAACCUGGAGAAGAGAAUGAACAAACUAGGCACUAAGAUAGUCACCACUGAACGCAGGGAGAAGAUGAAGACUUCCCGAGAUAAGCUGAAGAAGUCCUUCACCCCUGAUCAUGUAGUCUAUGCACGUUCCAAGACAGCUGUCUAUAAAGUGCCACCUUUCACCUUUCAUGUCAAGAAGAUCCGUGAGGGAGAGGUAGAAGUGAAGGCCACAGAGAUGGUGGAAGUUGGUGGAGAUGAGACAGAGAACACAGAUCUGCUGAGAAGCGAAAGCCCUGAGAUGAGCACACUUCUGCAGAUCACUGAGGAGUCAGAUGCAGUGCUUCAAGAGAAGAGUGAUAGUGAGUGAGGCAGGUGGCAGUAUGAAAGCAUCAAAUGCUGAAUAUGUAAUCUUCCACAUUUUCCACAUUUCCUCUUUUUGGCCUCACAUGGGCAUGCGCAUGCACACAUACACAUGCAUACAUAUACAUACACAAUAUAUACAGAAUUUUUACAGCUCGCCUCCCCCUUCUUCAACAUGUAGCUUCAAGGUGCAUUUUUGUAUAUUUCUGAUUCAUCAUAUAGAACAUAGAACAUACUUAUAAUCCAGCAAAAUACCAUUCCUGCUACUAAAAGCUUGCUUUGCCAGCCUGCCAUGGCAAUACCCCAACUUCCCAAAGGUGCUACCCAAGAAAUAAUCUAUUUCUAUGCCCAAGAAGCAUGCUGCUUCUUAGCUAUCCUCUUUGAUGUCAAGAAUGCUUCCUGGAGACUUAAACACAAACUUGUCAGACAGAAGACAAAGCUCAGGCAUGGAAGCAAAGAAGGAAUUGGCUCAGUAUAUCAUAGAACUAGGGGAUAAUGAAGGGAACAUGGAAAUUACUGCUUGAAUUCAAAGAUAUUGUGAUGCCAUGUAGUGCCUGAUUCAGGUAUACAGUCUGUGCAUACUUCAAUUUCCAAGAGAUUAUAUGGAAAAAAAGUUGCACUUAGUAGGCCUUAUUUCACCAGUAAAAAUCAAGUGAUUGCCAAUGAAUACAUCAACAGGAAGUAAUAUAAACAGGGUGUCCAUUUGCACUAUUAGCUACACAGAUAUGUGAAGCUACUUUGCAACAUGGUUGAAAUAGGGAUACUGAUCUGGGGAUGAGGAUUGGAUGCAAGGAACAUUAGACAAGUAGGGAGAGUCAAGGGGGAAAAGAUGGCUCAAGGACAGAGUGGAUGUGGCCUUAUGACAGCUUUAGCUACGAGCAAUAGAGGGUUACCAACAUCAACAAAACAGGAGGCAACUAUCAUCUAUUUCAUUAGCAAUCUUGACUUCCAUUCCUGGACUGGAUCCAGAGAGCACUGCAGGGUUGUUUUCUGCCUAGGCUAGGGCUCCAGCAGUAGGCCAGCUUUAACUAGUUGUGUAAUACUUGAGAACAUGCAGUUUUUACUAAACUUGCAACAUGGAAAGGGUGUCAAAGUACAAGAGUUCACUAAUACAGGAUAAUUUGUUAUGGGGAAAGGGAUUCUCAGAUGCCCUCCCUGAACAAUACACUCAAAAUCACACACAUACUGACUUCCAUACAGCUACCUCUUUGGCUUGCAGGGGACAGUUUUCAAGCGAGCCUGAAGCCUCGCUUUCUAGUCACAAGUCAAUGGCCUCCUUCCCCAUUUUCUGACACAUGUAACUAUCCUUCCCUUGCAUGAUUUUGUGAUUUUCCCCAGCCCCUGCCUUCCUGCCUUCCUCACAUUCUACUGGGAUUUCCCCCCAGUGUCUCUCUAUGGUCAAGGAGAAAAUAUUUGCAGCUAUGAAUCCAUCAUAUGUCUUGCAAUUCUGCAUCCAGCGUAUCUACCACAAAUACCACAUCUGUACCAGAACUGCCUAUUCUAACAUCCCCAGAAAUGGCUUGGCUAUCCAGACCUUAGCAAGAAGAAGUGUAUGUGUGUAAGGGGUGUUUUUAUUGGACUGAGAAGCGUGCGAGCAAGUGAGUAAGGGUUGUUCCUUUUGCACUGCACUUUCCUUCAAGCCUUUCAGUUCUUAUCAUGGAUCUAGAAGAAGAGAGACCCCAGGAUAUAAGAUAUGCUUGGCUUUCAAAACCAUCAAAGAUGGGAUGGGGAUCUUGCCUCAUUCUGGGGAAAAUAAAUAUGUGGGGAAGAGGGUGCUGUGCCAAGCAGCCGCAUUGCUCUUUUUUCUAAGACUGCAUCCUGGUGAGCAGCAUGAAUAAUAAACUUUCUUUUCUACAUGGACAAGUGUAAAGUGUUUGGGGGAACAACAUUACACAGGUUAGUGAACUAGAAGCAGGAACAUUUCCACAAUCAAAUGACAUUUUUUAAAAGUACACCAACACUUCCCUUAUGUUUUUGAGGAAAGAGCAGGAAAGUUCCCAAGAGCAAGAAAUAAAUAAGGAAUGAAACAUAGAUCCCAUUGGGAAGUGGGGAAGGAAGAGAGCAACUGCCUCAGUAGAAGCAGGAUUGGCCAAAAUGACUGUUCACUCUCUAGAGCAGCCCUUCCCAACCUGGCAUCCUUGAAGGACAAAAAUUUCCAGCUUGCCUAGCUAAAAGAUAUUGGUUGGGAAUGGUGGGAGCAGCAGUGCCAAUACAACCAAAAUGCUGUGGUUUGGAGAAGACUGCUAAUGGCUUUGCUUGUCCACCAUAUUUUUACUAUUUAAUAGAUCUUACCAGCAAAAACAAAGAUUUACAGGGGAUUUCUUUCAAAAAAAAGUUCAGUAUGUUGUUUUUUUUUAAGAGAGAUCGUGUUUCCCCAUGGCUAAUAAGGCAGGAAACAUCAGUCGAACUAAACAGUUGUUUUACCCAAGAAUUUAAGAGCAGUUGCUCUUCAGAUACAAGAUUUUAGGGGAAAGACAGGUGAAAGGAAGUGAAAGGAAACUGGUUUUUUUUAUAUACACAUAAUCCCCAAUUUACUACAACAGUUCAUUUAGUGCAGGGGUGUCAAACUCAAGGCCCAUGAGCCGGAUCCAGCCCGUGGAGUGCUUAAUUCUUGCCUGCAGGACUGGCCUGGAAAUAGCAAAGGCUCAGCCCACGGUGCCUUUAGCCAAAACGCAUGCGGGCCCCCCUGCACCAGUGGUGAAAUGUAAAAUUUGUUACUACCGGUUCUGUGGCCGUGGCUUGGGGGAGGGGGGUAAUGUGACGGUGGGCGUGGCCAACUUUUUUUUUUUUAACUUUUAAAAGCAUUUUUUCUACAACCUCUUCUGCCAAACAGGUUGUUUAAAAAAUGCUUUUAAAAGGCUCUGACGAUCCCAGCUGAGCCACGCGAUCAUCAGAGGCUUUUUUUUUUUCCCCUUUGGCCGAAGAAAAAAUGCUUUUAAAAGUUUUUUAAAAAGCCUCUGAUGGUUGCACAGUUCAGCUGGGCAUGGGGGCAGGGCAGGGUUUUUGCUACUGGUUCUCUGAACCACCUGCCGCCAUCACUACUGGAUCAGGCGAUCCGGUCCGAACUGGGAGCAUUUCACCCCUGCCCUGCACUCCAUUUUGGCCAGCAGGGUGCUGCAGGAGAAUGCUGAGGCCGAAAAUGGGAUACUAUGCCCCAUAUUGGCCAGCAGGGUGCUGCAGGAGGUAUUCGUCCUGUCUCCCCCCCUCCCCACCCCAGCUGGCCCAUGGAGGAGAACUACAAUGCUGAUCUGGCCCUCGAAGAAAUCCAGUUUGACACCCUUAAUUUAGUGACUUCAAAGUUACAACUGAAGUUACAACUGAAAAAAGUGAGUUAUGUCCAUUUUUCACACAAUUGCAGCAUCCCCAUGGUCAUAUGAUCAAAAUUUGGAUGCUUGGCAACUGGCAUGUAGUUAUGACUGUUGCAAUGUCCUGGGAUCAUGGGAUCAUCUUGUAACCUUCUGAUAAGCUAAGUCAAUAGGUAAACCAGACUCACUGAACAACCAUAUUAUUAACUUAACAACUGCAGAGAUUCACUUAGCAAGAAAGUGAAAGUGUGGCAAGAAAGGUUGCAAAAUGGGGCAAAACUCACUUAAAAAUAUCUCAGUAACAGAAAUUUUGGGCUCAAUUGUGGUAAGUCGAGGACUACCUAUAAUUCACCUUGGCUUGCACAAUUUUACCUUGCAGGUAAUUUGAUAUAUUGAUGGCUCGGCAUUUAUUUUUUCCUCUAAUCUCUCAAGCAGCAUUCUCAAAUUCUGGUGCCAAAAACAUUUCCACACCCUUUUGUUCUGUACAUUGGCAGUUAAAGGAAAAGAAAAUGGAGGUUAUUUAGACUUGAUCCGAAAAAAAUCCCUGUUUUUGUAGCCACAGAAUACUGGAACGUCAGCUGGAAAAGGAAAAAAAAAUGUGAUGAAAUGAUGGAAGGAGAUACAGAUUACCCUAUCAAUGUGGAAAGUAUUACAUUAAAUGUUUUUGCCGCCUGACUCAGUGACUGGGCAGUUGAUAACAAUGAAAUUAAAAUAAAAACAAUAAAACAGAAAUGAUAAUAACAGAAAGGGCAAUAGACCAGAUGAAUGUGUUUAGGGGUCUUGCUCUCCAUUGUCAGUUUUUUAAUUAAAGUGUUUAUAUCCUAUCCUUUCAAUCCAAAUGAAUAUCGUUAAAUAUUCAUUUAUUAUAUUUAUAUGACUCUAGGCAGCAUACAAUAAAACCAUAAAAACAGAAUUCAUAUUAAAUGCAAACCAUUAUCACUCUUUUGGGGAAGCAACAGAAAACCCUGAUACCACUUUUUCCUAAUCUCUGGGGCAAGAGAAAUUUACAGUGACUUUCCCUGGAAGAAAAAAAUCAGUCUUAGCUUCUUUAAUACAUUACAGGCAGGGGUGAAAUGCUAUUGGUUUGCACCGGUUCGGGCAAACCGGUAGUAAUAAAAACUAUAGGUUCGUCUGAACCGGUAUUUCCGACGAUCAGCUGUGUCGCAUCAUUUAUAUUCGUUAGAAAGCAGGAAACCCUUUCUAGUGAGUAUAAAUUCACAUCCUUUCUAGCGAAUCUAAAUCGCGUGGCACAGCUGUUCCCCCCCCCCACUGUAGGUGAGUAGAACUACUUACCUUCAAACCGCUCCUUUUUCCGUGCAAAGUGCGUAUUUGGUUUGAACUGCGCUCGCAUGCAUGCAUGUGCAGGGUGUGUAUGGCACGUACUGUGCAUGCAUGUGCGUGUGGCAUGCACUGUGCAUGCACAUGCAGUGUGCAUUUGGCAUGCAUAUGCACUCCGCAUGUGUGCGCACAGCGCGUGUUUGGCGGGGAGCGUGCAUGCAUGGGCAGCAAACUGGUGGCAAUCCACUGACGAUUUCACCACUGAUUACAAGUAUACUACAUCUCUUGUGCAAAACAGUUUAUAGUUUGAACAUUUGCAAAUAGAGAGUAAUAUUUCACUUUUUGCAUUUUUAACUAUUACAGCUAUUUUAUGCAUGUGAAGGCUUUUGCUUUCUUAAAAGCAUUAUAGAGUAUAAUUGUGACAGGAUAAUAUUUAGCUUUCUCAAAUUUUAAAUAAAAAAACACCCUUCCCAACAGAUGGAAAAUUAAUGAUGAAAAUUUUGUAAAAAGUUCCCAAAAUUAUUAUAUAUUUUCAUUACAGCCAGGUUAAAGAUAGUGAAGGUUUUUUUUAAAAAAAGCAAACAGUAUUGUACAGAUUCAUUAUAGGUAGAUGCAGUGUAAGAUUUUAAGAGUGGAAAUAAAAAAUGGGAUUAUACUUCCUCCCCAAAGCAUUUGCUCUACCUCCUCGAAUCCAGUGGUGAAUGCACAUUAAUAUAGGAAAUAUGGAAUCAAACAAUUGAUCCAUCUUCCAGUUAUUUAGGGCAAACUCAUGCUUUUUGCUUGGCCAAUUGCCAGUAAUAGCCUGCAGAAAUGGAUGACUCCAGAGGUGGGUUUCAGCAGGUUCUGACCAGUUCUGGAGAACCAGUAGUGGAAAUUUUGAGUAGUUCGGAGAACCGGUUAAUACCACCUCUGACUGGCCCCAUCCCCAUCUAUUCUCUGCCUCUCGAGCCCAGCUGAUCUGGAGGAAAUGGGGAUUUUGCAGUAACCUUCCCCUGGAGUGGGGUGGGAAUGGAGAUUUUACAGUAUUCUUCCCCUGCCAUGCCCACCAAGCCACGCCCACAGAACCAGUAGUAAAAAAAUUUGAAACCCACCACUGGAUGACUCCAACUGCCACUGCCAACGCAUCACAAAUCCAUCCUGUCCUAAUGGUUUCCAUUUUUGAUUCCAAACUGCCAUUUCCCACCUGAGGCAUUUUAAGCCUUUCAGGGUGGUCCUCACUGCUUUGUUCAAUCUAAGCAGAAGCCCCAGUCAAAUGCUAAUGUCCUCCUUUCCCAGCAAUGGCUGGUCACUAACCUGGGGAACCAUUCUAUCCUGGACUACCAUGCUGCUAUGUUCUUCACCACUUGUCAACUUUCAUUUUUUUUAAUACCUCUGCAGAUGACUAACAAUGGUCCCUUAAAUCAAGGGACCAUUCUCACCUCUGGAGGGACUAUCCUCACCACUCAACCUUUGCAUUCCUUGGUGGCCAUUGGUGGUGAAGAAUGCACCCCUAAAUUUCUCACCACAUCCACAGACUUGCAAUGCAAAGCUUCUCCUCCCUUUCAUUUUUAAAGUCACAAUGUUGCCGCUUUAUUUCCACUAAGCUGAACUAUUAAUACAUCCUUGUUACAAAGUGUUCAUAAAUUUAUCAAAAAUGUACCAGUGGAAGAGCAACACGUACCCAUUACAUUGCUUAUUGUAUCAGAGCAGUGAUGAUACCAUCACAGAAAAAAAGAGAGUCUAUAUCAAUGUUGAAAGAGAAGAUGUGAGAAAGAGGUUCAAAGAAUUCAUUUAUGCAAAUCUGGGAAAGCAAAAGUAUGUGAACCAGUGAAGAAGAAGCAAUCCCUAAAACAGGGGUCGGCAGCUUAAACACUCAGAGCCACAAAGGUCCUAACCGGAAGCCCCCCAUUCAAUUCUGGAGCCGACCAGAAAUCUGGUUCCCCCACCAUAGAGUCUCCUCCUAGCGCGGCGUCCUUUUUCUUCUACCUGUCCUAACUGAAAGUCAUAUCAAUUGUGGAGCUGACCGGCGACAGGGAGCCACAGCAGAGGAGUGAAAGAGCCACAUGCGGCUCCAGUUGCUGACCCCUGCCUUAAAAUGAAGAGGAAGGCACCGGAAGACUAUCUUUAUGACUGCCAGCCAGCAAGGUGAAAUGGACAGAGGAAUGACAACCACGUCCUACUAUAAUCAUAAUCCAUAGUUGAGCACCAGUCCAGUCCCACUGCAAUCUGGACAAAAGUGUCUGAAGUUGGCUUAAUAAACUGGACCAGCAGAGGAGACAAUCAGUUUAGACAGCAGGGCAGAAUCCUUGUCUAACUGAAAUUGACUUCUUGGGUUUCAGGAAUCUUUCCCUCCCUUCAUAGGAGAUAAAGAAAAAUUGAACCUGGGACUGUUUGAAAAGGAUGCACUCUAUCAUACUUAUCCAAGUACAUGUCUAGUAUCUGUCUACUUCCCCUUGCAGAGUCAUUUCCAUUUGAUGGUAUAGAACAGUGAUGAUGAAUCUUUUCGGCACCGAGUGCUCAAACAGAAAGGUGCGUGCAUGCAUGCACGCGCCAGCUGGCGGGUCUUCGGGUUUCCAGCGCACACAUGCAUGCCAGCCAGCUGGUCUUCGCAUGCACAAGAGCACCAGAAACCCAAAAACCAGCUGGCCAGCACGCACAUGCCUGUUUUUUGGCUGUUUUUCGGGCCACUUUCAGGACAUUUUCAGGCUGCUUUUCAGGCCAAAAAUGGCCUGAAAAAGGCCCGAAAAAAUGGCCUGAAAACAGCCUGAAAACCAGCCUGAAACAGCCCAAAAAAUGGCCUAGUUUUUGGCCGUUUUUCAGGCCGUUUUCCAGCGCUCGCUUUGGCGCCUGCAAAGACCAGCAUGUGCAUGCCAGAAACCAGAAGAGCAGCUGGCGAUGGUCACCUGCCCACAGAGUGGGCUCUGCAUGCCCCCUCUGGCAUGCGUGCCAUAGGUUCGCCAUCACAGGUAUAGAAUUUCACAUUAGGAAAAAGGCCUAGGAUGGGAGAAAAUUAAGCCUUUUAAUAUAAUCCAAAAAAUGCAAAUGUUAAUUUUAAAAGCAUACAAUUACGGUAUCCAACAUUUUGUCUAGCUGUGCCACAAAUUGGACUUUAGUCUUAUAAACUAAGUCAAUGUUGAAAGUCUUCUCACCCCUCAAUACAAAAAAAUACACAGCAGCUACUUUGCUUAAGUAUUUAAGGAAGUAACCAUGUGAUUAAUUUCCUGCUGGAUUAGAUUAUGAAAGAUUAUUCAGAUUCUUGAGAAAAGAAUAGUUCCAGUGAAAGUGCUUAAAGUGGAAUUUGGCUUGUGGCAUCUUUUCCCUCUUUCAGUAACUCAUUAUCCUUUUUUCCAAAAAGUAGUGUGAUGUGAGUAGUUCCUUUAUUUUGAUGGGUCUUCCCACAAUGUCAUCAAACAGACUGGAACAGCUUCCACUUAUAUUGUGGUCAGCUCAGUCAGCUGCACAGGAGUCUCCUCUGAUCUUGCAUUUCAGAAGAGCCACUUCUUUUUGGAGCAAAACUAAGAGAAGAAUGGGCUUCUGUCGUCUGAUAUAACUAUUUGUGGUAACAUCAUUUAUAAAGAAAGAGCAGGAGAGCCACAUACAUAGCAGAUACUUCUAUGCAGUCAGAAAAUAGGAAUGGAAAUAAAAAUACAAUGUUAUUUAUCUACGUAAAGCUUGCAGUGUGCUUUCACAAUUGUGAGAGAGCUUAAGUCGGGCAAGUACCUCGAACUGCACAGCUCAGAGUUAGAAAAGAAUAAGAAUUGAACGGAGAAAGGAGUGAUGAAGGUCUCAAGAAUAAUAGCUUAACCAAUACGAAACACAUUACAGACAUGCAAAAUAAGUCUUUUAGACCAGUGGUCUCCAACCUUUUGGACACCAGGGACCGAUUCCAUGGAGAAAGGUUUUUCCGUGGACCGGAGGGGUGUGUGGUUUUGCAUGCUGCCUACAUCCCAUGGAUGGAGCUUCACUUGUUUAUACAGUCCAGUUUCUGGCAUGCCGCAACCCGGUGCCAAUCCAUGGACUGGAUGUUGGGGACCCCUGUUUUAGACAAUGAUAGAAAAUAAAAGUGCAUACGCUCUCUACUAACUUUCUUACCUUGUAUUGCUCCUAAUAGUUAAUAGAUUUGUAAAUUCAAAAAGACACCAUGCAAAGAUAAAUUCCAACGGAUCAGUAGUAUCCUGCAGAAGAAAAACACAAUUAGAAUCAUAAUGAGCCCUUCUAGAUCAGACUAAAAACUAGUAGUCCAAAAAUGGCCAAUACCUUAGCAUGAAAGUACACUUCUGCUCAUAUUCUCUAGUAAUGGCAUUCUAAAAUGCACAUUGGUAUUAAAGAAGAUACAUCAUGAGCAGGAGGACUAGAUGACCUCCAAGGUCCCUUCCAACUCUGUUACUGUUACUAUAAACAGUAAAUAGUUUUAAUGCUUCAUAGAGCUGCACAUUAUGAAGAAUUCCUUUAACCUAUCUCAAAUCUUCCAUGAUUUGAUUUAUUGUUUCAUUUACUUUCCCAAAAUGAAAAUUUAUUUGGCAAAUCGAUAGCAGAGCUUAUACGAUCAGUUCCCCAAAACUGUACUAUAAAAAAUACAUCUAAUUAAAUGGAGAAGUAAGGGAGAAAAAAAAAGACAAAACAGAAAGUAGAUACUCAUCACAUUGUACAAUUCUGGGUAAUUUGCAACAAAUUUAAAUAAGUUUGAGAUCUAAUCAAGUGCAGCAACACCUACAAAGCCCCACUUCCUGGAGAGAAAGCCAAGAAUAGAUUUGAUAUAAAAAGAUCUAAGAACUUCAUUCUGCUACUAAUUUUAAACUAUUAGACUGAUGUGCUCAAAAGCACCUAUUCCUUAAACAGGGAUGUCAAAUUGGUGGCCCGCAGACCGGAUGUGUCACACCAUGCCCACCCCAGCUUCGCAAAUGGGAAAAAUGUCACGAAACAUCACGUGAUGGCAACAUGACGCGGUGAGUUUGAGACCUGUGGCUUAAUACAUAUGGGAAACAUACAUUGGCCAUAUGAUAUCUAAAGCAAGUACUCCUUUAUUAAAUGUGUAAUAAUCUACAAGGAAUUCAAUAGUAUAAGGAAUUCAAUUAUGUGAAAAUUUGUCCCAUUUCAGAGACAGGAAAUAGAACAUAGAAUAUAAAUGCAUUUCUGGAAAUAGUAGCCAAGAAGCAUGUGCAUUUUGUGUUACACAUGAAAAUGUUGCAGAGUACAAUAUUGUGAACAGGGAAUGCUGACUCCAGCUCAUAAAGGAUUUGCUGACUGAGCUCUCAAAUCUCUUGACUGCAGUCACAGUACCAUAAAUCACAUGUAAUUGCAUUCAUAGAACACACUAAGAUAUACCCUACACUAUUGUUUAGCAUAUGUAUAAAUCAGACUUGGAUCUGGAACAUAUUAUAUUGCAGGUGGUAGAUCACAGGAUUGCAACUGUAUGUUUCUCCACAUUUCUGCCAAGAUAUUAAAACAAUCUAGCCUUCCCUAUUUUUUUUUCCUGUUUUUCAAUGUGUAUGGUAUUUUUCUUUUAUAUGGAAGGUUUCUGGCUGUUCUCCCCAGACCCAGUCUGCCACCUCAUGGCCUAAAUAAAAUGUUGGUUGAAAGGU
This is a messenger RNA of Pantherophis guttatus, 11520 nucleotides long. It is a transcript of the gene CAVIN1, whose product is annotated as caveolae associated protein 1. Gene Ontology annotation, biological process: transcription initiation at RNA polymerase I promoter; termination of RNA polymerase I transcription. NCBI's taxonomy places the organism in Eukaryota, Metazoa, Chordata, Lepidosauria, Squamata, Colubridae. The record is from RefSeq and is a predicted model, not a curated record. Gene Ontology annotation, cellular component: caveola; cytoplasm. Gene Ontology annotation, molecular function: rRNA primary transcript binding.